Molecule: messenger RNA, 5343 nt
Organism: Salvelinus fontinalis (brook trout)
Lineage: Eukaryota; Metazoa; Chordata; Actinopteri; Salmoniformes; Salmonidae
Product: insulin-like growth factor 1 receptor
Exons: 2
Coding region: 2274-2957 (227 amino acids)
Biological process (GO): positive regulation of phosphatidylinositol 3-kinase/protein kinase B signal transduction; positive regulation of MAPK cascade; glucose homeostasis
Cellular component (GO): axon; insulin receptor complex
Molecular function (GO): insulin receptor activity; insulin receptor substrate binding
Source: RefSeq, a predicted model, not a curated record
CUCUCUCUGCAGGUCUUUUGGGGUGGUGUUAUGGGAGAUAGUGUAGGGUCAGGGUGUAUAACCCCUCUCUCUCUCUGCAGGUCUUUUGGGGUGGUGUUAUGGGAGAUAGUGUAGGGUCAGGGUGUAUAACCCCUCUCUCUCUCUGCAGGUCUUUUGGGGUGGUGUUAUGGGAGAUAGUGUAGGGUCAGGGUGUAUAACCCCUCUCUCUCUCUCUGCAGGUCUUUUGGGGUGGUGUUAUGGGAGAUAGUGUAGGGUCAGGGUGUAUAACCCCUCUCUCUCUCUCUGCAGGUCUUUUGGGGUGGUGUUAUGGGAGAUAGUGUAGGGUCAGGGUGUAUAACCCCUCUCUCUCUCUCUGCAGGUCUUUUGGGGUGGUGUUAUGGGAGAUAGUGUAGGGUCAGGGUGUAUAACCUCUCUCUCUCUCUCUGCAGGUCUUUUGGGGUGGUGUUAUGGGAGAUAGUGUAGGGUCAGGGUCUAUAACCCCUCUCUCUCUCUGCAGGUCUUUUGGGGUGGUGUUAUGGGAGAUAGUGUAGGGUCAGGGUGUAUAACCCCUCUCUCUCUCUCUCUGCAGGUCUUUUGGGGUGGUGUUAUGGGAGAUAGUGUAGGGUCAGGGUGUAUAACCCCUCUCUCUCUCUCUGCAGGUCUUUUGGGGUGGUGUUAUGGGAGAUAGUGUAGGGUCAGGGUGUAUAACCCCUCUCUCUCUCUCUGCAGGUCUUUUGGGGUGGUGUUAUGGGAGAUAGUGUAGGGUCAGGGUGUAUAACCCCUCUCUCUCUCUGCAGGUCUUUUGGGGUGGUGUUAUGGGAGAUAGUGUAGGGUCAGGGUAUAUAACCCCUCUCUCUCUCUCUCUGCAGGUCUUUUGGGGUGGUGUUAUGGGAGAUAGUGUAGGGUCAGGGUGUAUAACCCCUCUCUCUCUCUGCAGGUCUUUUGGGGUGGUGUUAUGGGAGAUAGUGUAGGGUCAGGGUGUAUAACCUCUCUCGCUCUCUCUGCAGGUCUUUUGGGGUGGUGUUAUGGGAGAUAGUGUAGGGUCAGGGUGUAUAACCCCUCCCUCUCUCUCUCUCUGCAGGUCUUUUGGGGUGGUGUUAUGGGAGAUAGUGUAGGGUCAGGGUGUAUAACCCCUCUCUCUCUCUCUGCAGGUCUUUUGGGGUGGUGUUAUGGGAGAUAGUGUAGGGUCAGGGUGUAUAACCUCUCUCUCUCUCUCUGCAGGUCUUUUGGGGUGGUGUUAUGGGAGAUAGUGUAGGGUCAGGGUGUAUAACCCCUCCCUCUCUCUCUCUCUGCAGGUCUUUUGGGGUGGUGUUAUGGGAGAUAGUGUAGGGUCAGGGUGUAUAACCUCUCUCUCUCUCUCUGCAGGUCUUUUGGGGUGGUGUUAUGGGAGAUAGUGUAGGGUCAGGGUGUAUAACCCCUCUCUCUCUCUGCAGGUCUUUUGGGGUGGUGUUAUGGGAGAUAGUGUAGGGUCAGGGUGUAUAACCCCUCUCUCUCUCUCUGCAGGUCUUUUGGGGUGGUGUUAUGGGAGAUAGUGUAGGGUCAGGGUCUAUAACCCCUCUCUCUCUCUCUCUGCAGGUCUUUUGGGUUGGUGUUAUGGGAGAUAGUGUAGGGUCAGGGUGUAUAACCCCUCUCUCUCUCUCUGCAGGUCUUUUGGGGUGGUGUUAUGGGAGAUAGUGUAGGGUCAGGGUGUAUAGGGUGUAUAACCCCUCUCUCUCUCUCUGCAGGGUUUUUGGGGUGGUGUUAUGGGAGAUAGUGUAGGGUCAGGGUGUAUAGUGUAUAGGGUGUAUAACCCCUCUCUCUCUCUCUGCAGGUCUUUUGGGGUGGUGUUAUAGGAGAUAGUGUAGGGUCAGGGUGUAUAACCCCUCUCUCUCUCUCUGCAGGUCUUUUGGGGUGGUGUUAUGGGAGAUAGUGUAGGGUCAGGGUGUAUAACCCCUCUCUCUCUCUCUGCAGGUCUUUUGGGGUGGUGUUAUGGGAGAUAGUGUAGGGUCAGGGUGUAUAACCCCUCUCUCUCUCUCUCUGCAGGUCUUUUGGGGUGGUGUUAUGGGAGAUAGUGUAGGGUCAGGGUGUAUAACCUCUCUCUCUCUCUCUGCAGGUCUUUUGGGGUGGUGUUAUGGGAGAUAGUGUAGGGUCAGGGUCUAUAACCCCUCUCUCUCUCUCUCUGCAGGUCUUUUGGGGUGGUGUUAUGGGAGAUAGUGUAGGGUCAGGGUCUAUAACCCCUCUCUCUCUCUCUCUGCAGGUCUUUUGGGGUGGUGUUAUGGGAGAUAGCCACACUAGCAGAGCAGCCCUACCAAGGGAUGUCCAAUGAACAGGUGCUGCGUUUUGUAAUGGACGGAGGACUGCUAGACAAACCAGACAACUGCCCUGACAUGAUGUUUGAGUUGAUGCGUAUGUGUUGGCAGUACAACCCGAAGAUGCGUCCGUCGUUUCUGGAGAUCAUCAACAGCAUCAAGGAGGAGCUGGAGCCGCCGUUCAGAGAGAUGAGUUUCUUUUACAGCCAAGAGAACAAGCUUCCAGACACAGAGGAGUUAGACAUGGAGGUAGAGAACAAGAAGAAUGUUCCUCUAGGCCCAGCUGCCUCUUCACGCCCCCCCAUCCCCUCCGGGUCCGCCCAGCCCAACCAGCCCCCUCCUCCCCCCUCCCAACAGACACCAGCCUCCACGGCCCCCGACGGUCAAUUAACGCUGGGCUCCACCCCCCCUUCAGCCCCGUCCUCUGGGCAGGUUCAGCCCCAAGCUCCCUCGUCCCCCUGCUCCCCAGCCCUCGGGGCCACCAGCCAGGCCUGCUGCUCCCCAGUGGCCCCUGGCCCCUCCUCGGACCAGAACUCAGGUGCCUCAGGACAGGUGGCGUCCAACGGCCCCGAGGCGGUCGCCCAGGUCCUGCUGCGACCAGCCUUCAAUGACUCACCGCCCUACACACACAUGAACGGAGUGAGGAAGAAGGAACGUGCCAUGCCCCUCCCACAGUCCUCGGCCUGCUGAUCCUAGUCGACCCCUCUCCAUCCCUCAUCCCUCUUUUCUAAAGAGCUUGUUGGACCCCUCUACUUUUUCAUUGUGUUAUUGUAUUGACAUUUCUCUCAACUGUUGACAUCUCUCUCAACUGCCUGAUAUAAACGCCCUCCUGCUGAGGCAUGCUGGGAGACCCUGGACCACAACCUGGACAACGCCCUCCUGCUGAGGCAUGCUGGGAGACCCUGGACCACGGUGGUUUUAUAUCCCUUUAGGCCCAACUACCUUUAUAUAGAAAACGCAAGUCCGUUGUUCAGGAAGGUUUCUGGUUACCGGUACCAGUCAGAAGGUUGGACACACCUACUCAUUCCAGGGUUUUUCUUUAUUUUUACUAUUUUCUACAUUGUAGAAUAAUAUUGAAGACAUCAAAACUAGGAAAUAACACAUAUGGAAUCAUGUAGUAACCAAAAAAGGGUUAAAUAAAUCUAAAUAUAUUUGAGAUUCUUCAAAGUAACCACCCUUUGCCUUGAUGACAGCUUUGCACACUCUCUGCACACUCUCGGCAUUCUCUCAACCAGCUUCAUGAGGAAUGCUUUUCCAACAGUCUUGAAGGCGUUCCCACAUAUGCUGAGCACUUGUUGGCUGCUUUUCGUUCACUCGGUGGUCCAACUCAUCCCAAACCAUCUCAAUAUGGUUGAGGUCGGGUGAUUGUGGGGGCCAGGUCAUCUGAUGCAGCACUCCAUCACUCUCCUUCUUGGUCAAAUAGCCCUUACGCAGCCUGGAGGUGUGUUGGGUCAUUGUCCUGUUGAAAAACAAAUGAUGGUCCCACUAAGCCCAAACCAGAUGGGAUGGCGUAUCGCUGCAGAAUGCUGUGGUAGCCAUGCUGGUUAAGUGUCCCUUGAAUUCUAAAUAAAUCAGUGUCACCAACAAAGCACCCCCUCACCAUCACACCUCCUCCUCCAUGCUUCACGGUGGGAACCACACAUGCAGAGAUCAUCAGUUCACCUACUCUGCGUUCCACUGGUCUAAUGUCCACUGGUCGUGUUUCUUGGCCCAAGCAAGUGUCUUUUUAUUAUUGCUGUCCUUUAGUAGUGGUUUCUUUGCAGUAAUUCUACCAUGAAGGCCUGAUUUCACACAAUCUCCUCUAAACAGUUGAUGUUGAGAUGUGUCUGUUACUUGAACUCUGAAGCAUUUAUUUGGGCUGUAAUCUGAGGUGCAGUUAACUCUAAUGAACUUGUCCUCUGCAGCAGAGGUAACUCUGGGUCUUUCUUUCCUGUGGCGGUCCUCAUGAGAGCCAGUUUCAUCAUAGCGCUUGAGGGUUUUUGCGACUGCACUUGAAGAAAUGUUCAACAUUCUUGAAAUGUUCCCGGAUUGACUGACCUUCAUGUCUUAAAGUAAUGAUGGACUGUCGUUUCCCUUUGCUUAUUUGAGCUGUUCUUGCCAUAAUAUGGACUUGGUCUUUUACCAAAUAGGGCUAUCUUCUGUAUACCACCCCUACCUUGUCACAACACAACUGAUUGGCUCAAACGCAUUAAGAAGGAAAGAAAUUCCAUAAAAUAACUUUUAACAAGGCACACCUGUUAAUUGAAAUGCAUUCCAGGUGACUACCUCAUGAAGCUGGUUGAGAGAAUGCAAAGCUGUCAUCAAGGCAAAGGGUGGCUAUUUGAAGAAUCUCAAAUCUAAAAUAUAUUUUGAACUGUUUCUGUUUUUUUGGUUACUACAUGAUUCCAUAAGUGUUAUUUCAACAAUUUAGAUUUCUUCACUAUUAUUCUACAAUGUAGAAAAUAGUAAAAAUAAAGAAAAACCCUUGAAUGAGUAGAUGUGUCCAAACUUGUGACUGGUACUGAGAUGGUACACUAUAUAUAUAGUGUGUAUAUAUAUAUAGUGUGUUUUUAUUAGUUUUUCUAAAUAUUCCCAAAUGGAGACAGCCUUUCAGAGUGAUGGUUGGUUCACUGUGUAAUAGUGGGGCAUUAUUAUUAUUGUGAGGUUUUAUCUUCUGUCUGGAUGCAACGGUCAAGCGCUGUCUGUGUCUGUGUUGUAUAUCAGUGGAUGGACAGACUCCUCUCUGUUGCACUGGGACAAGAUGGUCACCACUGAUGAUGUUUAGUUGUCUGGCGUAAACUACUUGUCUUCUCCGUUUGUCUUGUCUGUGAUUGACAGGAAGCAUUCUGACACUAGCGUAAACUACUUGUCUUCUCCCUUUGUCUUGUCUGUGAUUGACAGGAACCAUUCUGACACUAGCGUAAACUACUUGUCUUCUCCCUUUGUCUUGUCUGUGAUUGACAGGAAGCAUUCUGACACUAGCGUAAACUACUUGUCUUCUCCCUUUGUCUUGUCUGUGAUUGACAGGAACCAUUCUGACACUAGCGUAAACUACUUGUCUUCUCCGUUUGUCUUGUCUGUGAUUGACAGGAAGCAU